Molecule: messenger RNA, 502 nt
Organism: Cylicostephanus goldi
Lineage: Eukaryota; Metazoa; Nematoda; Chromadorea; Rhabditida; Strongylidae
Source: the annotation of a GenBank genome assembly
AUAACUCAGAAAUUUUGUGUGAAAUUCCAUGAUAAGUUCAUAAUGAAUCCAAAUCACUCAAAAAACUCGUUAUUGAAAUUUUGCAUGAAUUCAGGCUGAUCUGUUGCUGCUGUCAACAUCAGAACCUCAUGGGCUCUGUUACGUCGAGACGGCGGAGCUGGACGGGGAGACGAAUUUGAAGACGAGGGUUGCCUUGGCAGAAACAGCAGAGAUGGGCGAUAAUCUCGAUGACAUCAGCAAGUUCCAGGGAGAAAUUGUGUGUGAAGCGCCAAAUAACAAUCUGAACCGAUUUCAAGGAAAGCUCAUCUGGCAAGGAAAAGAAUAUCCCAUCAUCAACGAGAACAUCUUGCUUCGUGGAUGCAUUCUGAAGAAUACGCGAUGGUGUUAUGGUUUGGUGAUCUUCGCUGGCAAGGACACGAAGUUGAUGAUGAACUCAGGAAAGACGAAAAUGAAGAGGACGAGCCUUGAUCGCUUUCUCAACAUUCUCAUUAUGGGGAAUUAG